Messenger RNA from Fonsecaea nubica, 1107 nucleotides. RefSeq lists its product as hypothetical. Gene Ontology annotation, biological process: regulation of cell cycle. The transcript has a single exon. The coding region runs from base 1 to 1107 and encodes 368 amino acids. NCBI's taxonomy places the organism in Eukaryota, Fungi, Ascomycota, Eurotiomycetes, Chaetothyriales, Herpotrichiellaceae. Gene Ontology annotation, cellular component: nucleus. The record is from RefSeq and is a predicted model, not a curated record.
AUGGCUUCUACGAGGUCCGUGUCGUCGUUGCCAGCCACGCUGCAGACGUCAAUCGUUCUGUGCCAGCAAUUUGCUGCAUCUCUGGCUCCAAAUUCCUCGUUUGAAGUGCCUCAGAGCGAUUCCAGCGAACCUUCUCCCCUGGUCCUUCUACAUGCUGCCGCAACAACCCUGAGAGCGCAAGUUACCAAGUUGUCACUGUUAGCGAUCACGGCCCCAUUCACCCCUUCCGCCGUGUCGACAUGUUUACUCCCAUUGAACGAAUCAAUUCUGACCUCGUUGGUCACGGCCGCGUUGCUCACGACGCCAGACAAAACGACGCCGUCUUUCUCUGCCGAGUGCCGCAAUCUGGCCGCAACAGCAUUGCGUGAUAUGCAAACUCUCUUGCGACUCCUAGAGGAACGAAGUCGAACCGAGAAACCCACGGCAGAGCUUGAUGACAGGGAAAAAGCGGGAUUUACAGAGGCUACCGGCAAGGUGUGGGACGACUGCGACAAGCUGAUCCCCCUGGCUGGUGAGGGUGUACCCGGUUAUGUGGUGCGAAAGUCAAAUCAGUGGCUAGAUCUGAUGAAAGAUGCGGUCAAGGAGUUGGAAGAUUGGGAUCCCGAGGAUGACAUUGAAGAGCAUGACCCAUUUGGUCUCGGCCAUAGCGACCACGAAGAAUCUGACGACGUUAAUGAUGACGAGCGCGACAACGAUCGAGCGGCCAUAUCCACCGGGGUCAAGGAACAAGCACUCAAAGUCUUGAACCGCAUCCCACAAAGCAUUCACGUCGUCAUCAAGCAGAGACUCGAGAAAAUUCCUAGGGAUAAGACCAACUCGGCCAGUCAAAUGUCUCAGAUGGAUACCCUCCUCAAACGAAUCCGCCAUGUGUCUGAACUUAUUGACGAAUCCGCCGAAGGCAUGUAUCUUGGUAAUCCCGAAUUGUGUCUGAAGAAGGCAGGCGAAGCUCGAGCUCUUACCAUUGAGGUAGUGGAAUCUGUGCUGCAACCGAUCGAAGAACCGGAUGUAAAGAAAUCGACAGCCGAAACCAAGGAAGAUAAAUACGUCCAACGAGCACUUGAAUGGAUUCAAAAGGUUGACCCUAGGGCUUCAGUGGCACCAACAUAA